Molecule: messenger RNA, 988 nt
Organism: Daucus carota subsp. sativus
Lineage: Eukaryota; Viridiplantae; Streptophyta; Magnoliopsida; Apiales; Apiaceae
Product: secreted protein RBT4
Exons: 2
Coding region: 80-988 (302 amino acids)
Source: RefSeq, a predicted model, not a curated record
AGUACAAAUGUUAAGCAACAUAUUCAACGUAGCUACACUUACAUAUAAUGAGAUUGUUCAUAAAUCAUAAUCAUCUCUAAUGGGAUAUUCUGAUCGUAAGAUUGUUUUCGCAACUUUAAUGUUUUGCAUGUUUUUACUGGGAUCAGCACUUGAUGCGGUCAUGGCGGACCACGGGAAUCAGGGGCAACAGGCAUCCCAGGCUUCGAGGGCACACGAGGCUCAGGGGGCGAGCCAAUUGCCAAGCGGAGACAAAGUCAAAAAUGAAGCGGGCGGACACAAGAGCAAAAGUGAGGUGGGCAGGGAUGAUAUGGGCGGAGACAAGACCAAAAAUAGGGAUGAUAUGGGCGGAGACAAGACCAAAAAUGACGUGGAUGAAAACAAGAUUAAAAGUCAGGCGGGCGGAAACAAUAUCAAAAUCAACCUGGGGUUUUUUCCUCGGCUCAAUCGUCUGAACCAAGGUUUCAUUUUCAGUCCUCCCCCUGUUGCUCCAAGUGUUGUGACCCAAACUCCUGGCAAUGAUCAUGCCGACUAUGUUGAUCCGCAGAACAAGGCUCCUGUUGUUGCUCCAAGUGGCGUGACCCGAGCUCCUGGCAAUGAUCAUGCUGACUAUAUUGAGCCGCACAACAAGGCUCGAGCUGAAGUUGGACUUGGACCUCUUACAUGGAACGAAACUCUGGCAGCUUAUGCUCGAAAUUACGCAAACCAGAGGAUUGCAGAUUGUGAACUAAAGCAUUCUGAUACUAAAGGUGCUUAUGGUGAAAAUAUUGCUCAAUCCCCUGGCCCUGAUGAACUAACACCUGGUGUGGUAGUUAAAUAUUGGGUAGAUGAGGAGAAACCAUUUUAUGACCCCGGGACCAAAAAAUGUUGUGGGGGUGAAUGUAGACAUUAUAUGCAGGUUAUUAAUCCCAACACCAAUAUGCUUGGAUGUGCUCUAGUGCAAUGUAAGAAUAACUUGGGCUAUUUUGCCACUUGUAAUUAUAAUUGGUGA